Molecule: messenger RNA, 732 nt
Organism: Homalodisca vitripennis (glassy-winged sharpshooter)
Lineage: Eukaryota; Metazoa; Arthropoda; Insecta; Hemiptera; Cicadellidae
Exons: 1
Coding region: 1-732 (243 amino acids)
Source: RefSeq, a predicted model, not a curated record
AUGACAAUUCUUAAGAAGACUGCUCACAAGCGAUACAAGGUCACUAAUCGACUUACAGAUUACGAGGAAUUUAGGCAUGUCCGCGCUCUCUGCAAGGACCUCAGCUCUGAAUGUUAUAGGGGUUAUAUUGCACAUAUAAAUGGUUCAAUUCCCAGGAACAUUAAGUCCUUUUGGAGCUUUGUCAAUGGAACUUUGGGAAGUCAUCGGACAUCAUCUGACUCAUAUACCCUUGGAGAUCAUAUGGCUUCAACUCCACUUACAGUUUGUGAUCUUUUUGCCGACCAUUUUUCUUCCGUAUACUCUGCUUCAAAUGUGACUGUGCCACCAUAUAGUUUUGAUCUACAUACAAAUUUAUCUUCUUGUGUGUUUGAAGUUGAUGAAGUUAAACGAAAGCUUGAUUUACUGGAUCCCUACAAGGGUACUGGCCCUGAUGAUAUACCUCCUCUAAUUCUCAAGAGAUGCAGUGAUAUUCUUGCUCCCCAGCUAACCGUUAUCUUUAAUAAGUUUCUACUCGAAGGUGCUUUUCCGGAUAGACUCAAGUCCAACUUUGUGGUUCCUAUACACAAGUCCUCAAAUAUCGAAGAUGUCCGAAACUAUCGCCCAGUUGUCAUACAGCCUGCACUUGGGAAGCUGUUUGAAUCACUUGUACUGGAUCGCAUUGGAUUUUCCUUUCGCCACAUUCUUACAUCUGCGCAGCAUGGUUUUGCAGCCGGAAAGACCAACUACUACUAA